GUUGUCGCUGACUCGUUGCUGAGUAGUUUCGGACGGUGACGACUGGCUGACGCCGCUUGUGCUGUUCGUGGCUGGAGGGGAACUUGACCGCGGCCCCGGGUGUGGCUUCAAACGUGACAAAUCUUUACUGCGUAGAAAGAAUGCGUGACGUUGCAAAGACAUUAGGACAAAGAAUAGUGUAAAACAUCAUCUCCAAGCAAUCGUGCCAUGUGAGCUUACGUGACGACUCACUUUGAUUAACUGGACUCUCACUUCUUUUUCUUUUUUUUUUUUGUACCCUUGGAAUACUUUUCCCCUCCUCCAGAACUCCAAGAGUCGUCUUUCGUGAGUUUCAUGAGUUUAUCAUCAUGUGUUGAAGGAAGUGUUGUUUAAAAUCGACCAAAGUAAUCUGCCCCCCAAACCCCUAAAAGUUUUUAGGUCUGCCCCCCAACUCCUUUAACAGAGGCGCUUUUGCUACUUUUGUGACCGAGCAAGUCGUUCGAUUUGACGGCUCAGGAUAUUCGGUGAGACGUCCAUCACCAAAAAAGGAAGUCGCCUUUCUCAACCAAUUUUGACUUGUUUCCCCCCCGAAGAAAGGCUUUGAGCCUGUUAUUUUUCUCGUUGGUAAUUUUGACCACUUAAGCAGCAGUCCUGAAGCGAGCACUCGGAACCAUGGGCUGCACCGUGAGCCAGGAGGAUAAAGCCGCGGCCGAGAGGUCCAAAAUGAUUGAUAAGAACUUGCGAGAAGAUGGAGAGAAAGCGGCUAGAGAAGUCAAACUGCUGCUACUUGGUGCUGGGGAGUCUGGAAAGAGCACUAUUGUAAAGCAGAUGAAGAUUAUCCACGAGGAUGGCUACUCAGAAGAGGAAUGCAAACAGUACAGAGCAGUUGUGUACAGCAACACCAUCCAGUCCAUCAUGGCCAUAAUAAAAGCCAUGGCAAACCUCAAGAUUGAUUACGAGGACCCUGCAAGGGCGGACGACGCUCGCCAACUGUUUGCCCUGUCUGCAGCUGCAGAGGAGCAGGGCGUCUUGCCGGACGACCUGUCAAAUGUCAUCCAGCGACUGUGGGCCGACGGCGGUGUCCAGAGCUCCUUCACGCGGGCCCGAGAGUAUCAGCUCAAUGAUUCUGCUUCCUACUAUUUGAAUGACUUGGAGAGGAUAGCCAAGCCUGAUUACAUCCCUACACAGCAAGAUGUGCUGCGAACCCGAGUGAAGACCACAGGCAUUGUGGAAACACACUUCACCUUUAAAGACCUGCACUUCAAGAUGUUUGAUGUUGGAGGCCAGCGUUCAGAAAGGAAGAAGUGGAUCCACUGUUUUGAGGGCGUUACAGCCAUCAUCUUUUGUGUGGCCAUGAGCGCUUACGAUCUCGUCCUUGCUGAAGAUGAGGAGAUGAACCGCAUGCACGAGAGCAUGAAGCUAUUUGACUCAAUCUGCAACAACAAGUGGUUCACAGAGACAUCCAUCAUCCUCUUCCUCAACAAGAAGGACUUGUUUCAGGAGAAAAUCACCCAAAGCCCGCUGACUAUCUGUUUCCCUGAGUACACAGGCCCUGACAAGUAUGAGGAGGCGCAAGCCUACAUCCAGACUAAAUUCGAGGACCUGAACAAGAAGAAAGAUACCAAGGAGAUUUAUCCCCACUUUACGUGUGCCACCGACACCAAGAACGUGCAGUUUGUGUUCGACGCUGUCACCGACGUCAUCAUCAAGAACAACCUGAAGGACUGCGGCCUCUUCUAAGAGCAGGAGCACCCGUGGAACUGAACACAUCCUGAACGACUGCACUGGCCAGCCACCAUCUCUUUCCACCUGCAAGUGACUGCAAAGCCCAGCAGUCUUGCAGUGUGUCCACUUGUUGUUAAUUCUUUGGGCUAUGACCACAAAAUCAGCAUUUAUUCUUGUGUUAUCUUCUAUUUUCUUCAACUUUUUUUUAUAUAUAUAUAUACUGUAAUUGCUUUUUCAUUUUACUUUUAGAAAGUCCCAUUAUUCAAUUUUUAAUCACAUAGUGUUUAUUACUUUUAAAGAGAUGAAGCACACACGGACUCCAGAUAUGAUUUAUGUAGGAACUUUUUUUUGUCCUAUGUUUACAAAGGGUCAUCAUCCUCAUUCAAACUGUAGCUCAUAUUGUUCUGCAUGACUUGACAUGACAGCUAUUAACUCUUAUUAGUAAUCUGCACAAAUGAUCUAACAUUCCUCCAGAAUAAAAAGUAUUAGUAAAAGGCAAACGAAUACGGCAACAUUCUUACUGAUAUUUAAACUUGUGUAGCUAAAUAACUCACUUUUUCUACCGUUGUAGCCGCUCCAUCGUCUGUCGCGUUGUGUGUACCUUGACUUUUGUUUACGACUCCUUUUUUUCCCCCUUUCCUUUCUGAUUCCUUCCCAUUACUCUGCCUUGCAUCUAUAAAUAUAUAGUGAUUAUUAAUGAGAGACAAAAAUCUAAUUCCGGAAAAAAGUUAGUGUUUUUUUUUUUUUUUUUGUGGUAAAUAUUAAGUGCUUUAAAGUCAAUGAUUUAAUUUAAAUAAAAGUAGAGAUCACUUGGAACUCUCGCCUUGGUUUUCUUUCCUGUCGCUCUACUGUGUACAUGUUAUGUAUUAGUAUUCAUGAUUGCUUAUCUGACUUGUACAGAUUCCUUGCUUAUCAUGCCAGGAUGACAGAUAUUCUCCAGCAUUUCAGGUUAAUUUGCAUUAUGAAUGUAAUUUUAGAAGAGCAAGGAGAAUUUAUUGAUACCGAUGAUAUAAAAAGUAUUUGGCGGAAAACACUUAGGUGACUGAAGUUCCGCUCUUAGACCACCAAUUUGGCCAAAUUUCAAAAUUGUCCAAUAUGCACGUGUAAUACAUCAUUGGAAAGCUUAAAAUCUCCAUUUUCUUGGGGAAGAAAAAUUUUGAACGGGAGGGCAUUUUUAGAAAGAAAGAUAAAAAUGUAAACAGCAAAACCCUAACUGGAGGUGAGAGCAUGAGAAAGCAUAAUUAAAGACGCCAUGGUUUUAA
Molecule: messenger RNA, 2966 nt
Organism: Corythoichthys intestinalis (scribbled pipefish)
Lineage: Eukaryota; Metazoa; Chordata; Actinopteri; Syngnathiformes; Syngnathidae
Product: guanine nucleotide-binding protein G(i) subunit alpha-2-like
Exons: 9
Coding region: 652-1719 (355 amino acids)
Biological process (GO): gamma-aminobutyric acid signaling pathway; G protein-coupled adenosine receptor signaling pathway; adenylate cyclase-inhibiting G protein-coupled receptor signaling pathway
Cellular component (GO): heterotrimeric G-protein complex
Molecular function (GO): G protein-coupled receptor binding; GTP binding; GTPase activity
Source: RefSeq, a predicted model, not a curated record